GGGGACUGGGGAGUAAAAAAGGAAAAGAAUUCCUCUUUCUUGCUUGCUCCGCUGCGCUUUCUUGGGUCCAACUUUAACCCUAAAAAUUCCAAUAAUAGCACCAAUCCUCAUCGAACUUUCUAGAACCUCAACAACAACACCUAGUACAACUAGAACCCUCUAGUCUCCUCCACUACAAAACCCCCUCUUUAUAACAAAUCCUAAAAACACUCUUCCAAACACUUCCCCCUAAAAUCAAACAACAAACAAAACCAUGGCUGAUGAAGCUAAAGCUAAAGGUAACGCCGCUUUCUCAUCAGGCAAUUUCACCGAAGCAGUAACUCACUUCACUGAAGCCAUCAAUCUUAACCCUACCAAUCACGUCCUUUACUCUAACCGAUCUGCUGCCUACGCAUCCUUAGCCCAAUACUCCAACGCUUUGACCGAUGCUCAAAAGACCGUUGACCUUAAACCUGAUUGGGCUAAAGGUUACUCUCGACUUGGUGCUGCACAUUCUGGUCUCCACCAAUACAGCGACGCCGUUUCAGCUUACAAAAAAGGUCUCCAAAUUGACCCUACUAACGACGCCUUAAAAUCCGGUCUCGCCGAUGCUGAGUCAGCACAGGCCCAGGCCCAAGCCCGAUCUCGGCCCGGCCCGGGUGGUCCCGCGAGCCCGUUUGGUGAUGCGUUUUCCGGGCCGGAGAUGUGGGCUAAACUGACAGGCGAUGCAAGUACGAGGGCUUAUUUGCAACAACCUGAUUUUGUUAACAUGAUGAAAGAUAUUCAAAAGAAUCCGAAUAAUUUGAACCUUUACUUGAAGGAUCAGAGAGUAAUGCAAGCGUUAGGGGUUUUAUUAGGGGUAAAAUUGUCAACUAGGAUGCCGGAGGAGGAUGAGGAGAUCCCGGAAGGUUCUACCGAGCCUCAGAGGAAGGAGGAGAAGAGACCCGAGCCGGAACCCGAGCCAAUGGAAGUGGGUGAAGAGGAGAAGGAGAUUAGAGAGAGGAAAGCGAAAGCGCAAAAGGAGAAGGAAGCGGGUAAUGGGGCGUAUAAAAAGAAGGAUUUUGAGACUGCUAUUCAGCACUAUAGUAAGGCUAUGGAGCUUGAUGAUGAGGAUAUUUCCUUCAUUACUAAUCGCGCUGCGGUCUACUUGGAGAUGGGAAAGUAUGAGGACUGCAUCAAAGAUUGUGACAAAGCUGUUGAAAGGGGGCGAGAGCUAAGGUCUGACUAUAAGAUGGUUGCAAGGGCUCUGACUAGAAAGGGAACUGCUUUGGCAAAGAUGGCUAAAAGUUCCAAGGAUUUUGAGGCUGCAAUUGAGGUUUUCCAGAAAGCUCUGACCGAGCAUCGCAACCCAGAUACCCUGAAGAAAUUGAAUGAAGCUGAGAAGGCUAAAAAGGAAUUAGAGCAGCAAGAGUAUUUCAAUCCACAAAUAGCAGAUGAAGAGCGUGAGAAAGGAAACCAGCUCUUCAAGGAGAUGAAGUAUCCCGACGCGGUUAAACAUUAUACUGAAUCCAUAAAGAGGAAUCCCAAAGACCCGAGGGCAUAUAGCAACCGGGCUGCCUGCUACACGAAGUUAGCUGCAUUACCUGAGGGGCUUAAGGAUGCUGAGAAGUGCAUUGAGCUCGAUCCAACAUUUGUAAAGGGCUACACCAGGAAGGGUGCUGUUCAGUUUUUCAUGAAAGAGUAUGAAAAAGCUUUGAAAACUUACCAGGAAGGAUUGAAGCUUGAUCCUCACAAUCAGGAACUCCUAGAUGGUGUUAAGAGAUGUGUAGAGCAAAGAAACAAGGCAAGCCGUGGAGAUCUAACUCCAGAGGAGCUCAAAGAGAGACAGGCCAAGGGGAUGCAGGAUCCAGAAAUUCAGAACAUCCUUACAGACCCAGUAAUGAGACAGGUGCUACAAGACUUCCAGGAGAACCCAAAAGCUGCACAAGAUCAUAUGAAGAACCCUCUUGUGAUGGACAAGAUCCAGAAGUUGAUUAAUGCAGGAAUUGUCCAAGUUAAAUAAGUAGCGAUAUUUACAACUCACCAGGGAAAGAAACAACUAUCCAUUAUUUUUUUAACCUUUGUUUAUUCAAAGCGAAUCGUUCAUAUCCUCCCUCUCUUUCGAAGUGUCAUGUCGCACAAUGUCUGGGUUUCCCAGUUUCUUUUUUUCUGUGGCAACUGUUAAAAUUUUGUAUCUUGUUGCUUUGUCUUUUUGAGGGUCAGAAAGGAAGGAUUGUUAGCACUUUUA
Lycium barbarum (goji berry) is the source of this 2206-nucleotide messenger RNA. RefSeq names its product hsp70-Hsp90 organizing protein 2. The transcript has 7 exons. Lineage: Eukaryota; Viridiplantae; Streptophyta; Magnoliopsida; Solanales; Solanaceae. Bases 254 to 1981 code for a protein of 575 amino acids. The record is from RefSeq and is a predicted model, not a curated record. Gene Ontology annotation, molecular function: Hsp90 protein binding.